Carica papaya (papaya) is the source of this 681-nucleotide messenger RNA. The record is from RefSeq and is a predicted model, not a curated record. NCBI's taxonomy places the organism in Eukaryota, Viridiplantae, Streptophyta, Magnoliopsida, Brassicales, Caricaceae.
CGUUCAAACGACACCGCAUAACAAAUAGGAAGGGCGUCUUGUGCGUGUAUGGGAUUGGGAACGAUUCUGCCACAACACCCUCACCACCAACCCCAUCUUCGUCAAUUUUUACCUCGAUUGGCCGAUCAACCCCGAGGUAAGCCAAUCAAGAUCCAAACUUAUGCUGGCUUGUCCAUGAGAUUGGGGCUGCGAGGAGAUCUGACCUGGAAACAAGCCUCUGCAACUAAUUCAAUACUCAACGCCGGCAGCAGCAGAUUUCAAGACCCGCGAAGGCCUUUCUGCAUCAAUACCUCAAAAAUGGCGACGAAGAACGACGAAUCGAAGGAAUCGGUGGCAGCAACUGCGAAGAAGGAUGGAGGAGGAGGGAAAGGCGAGAGGAAACUUUCUCUAGCGCCGGUACCUCCUCCUCCGGAGAAGCCUGAACCUGGGGAUUGUUGCGGGAGCGGAUGUGUGCGAUGCGUGUGGGAUGUGUAUUACGAGGAGCUUGAGGCUUAUAACAAGCUUUACAAAUAUGAUUCAAACGACUCCAAAUCCAAACCUUCUUGAUUGAAGAUUUUUCUAUGAUUGUUUGUUGUGUCGAUCGUCUUCUUGCUCCAUUUCAUAAAUUCCUGUAUUUCGAAACGUUGCGUUUUUUGUUCUGUCAUUGAUUAACGAAAUGUCAAUCUACUAAAUUAAUUUUUA